Cynocephalus volans (Philippine flying lemur) is the source of this 2438-nucleotide messenger RNA. RefSeq names its product diacylglycerol O-acyltransferase 2 (gene DGAT2). The record is from RefSeq and is a predicted model, not a curated record. Lineage: Eukaryota; Metazoa; Chordata; Mammalia; Dermoptera; Cynocephalidae. The transcript is spliced from 8 exons. Gene Ontology annotation, biological process: triglyceride biosynthetic process; diacylglycerol metabolic process. Gene Ontology annotation, molecular function: diacylglycerol O-acyltransferase activity. The coding region runs from base 220 to 1386 and encodes 388 amino acids. Gene Ontology annotation, cellular component: endoplasmic reticulum membrane.
GAGGCUGCUGUGGCCCCAGCUUCGGCUCCGCUGUCGGCUGCAGCGCGCGCCGCAACGGGCCGCCUGCCUCCAGCUUCCUGUGCGGUAGCCGCCCCUGCGUCGGCGCCGUUCCUGGGCUCCCGGGCUCUGCGCAAAGCCCUGGCCCUGGCGGCCGGGACAUGGGACGGGGGCGCAGGGUAGGGCGGCUUACCUCAGUGCCGUGACUCCACCGGUUUCAGCAUGAAGACCCUUAUAGCCGCCUACUCUGGGGUCCUGCGAGGUGAGCGACGGGCCGAGGCUGCCCGGAGCGAGAGCUCUAAUGGAGGAUCUGCACUAUCACGAGAGGGGUCUGGGAGAUGGGGCACUGGCUCCAGCAUCCUCUUUGCCCUCCAGGACCUCUUCUCCAUCACCUGGCUCAAUAGGUCUAAGGUGGAAAAGCAGCUACAAGUCAUCUCGGUGCUACAAUGGGUUCUGACCUUUCUCACGAUGGGAAUGGCCUGCAGUGUCAUCCUCAUGUACAUGUUCUGCACUGAUUGCUGGCUCAUCUCUGUGCUCUACUUCACGUGGCUGGUGUUUGACUGGAACACGCCCAAGAAAGGUGGCAGGAGGUCAAAGUGGGUCCGAAACUGGGCUAUGUGGCGCUAUUUUCGAGACUAUUUUCCCAUCCAGCUAGUAAAGACACACAACCUGCUGACCACCAGGAACUAUAUCUUUGGAUACCACCCCCAUGGCAUCAUGAGCCUGGGUGCCUUCUGCAACUUCAGCACAGAGGCCACAGAAGUGAGCAAGAAGUUUCCUGGCAUAAGGCCCUACCUGGCCACACUGGCUGGCAACUUCCGGAUACCAGUGCUAAGAGAGUACCUGAUGUCUGGAGGCAUCUGCCCUGUCAACCGGGACACCAUAGAUUACUUGCUUUCAAAGAAUGGGAGUGGCAAUGCCAUCAUCAUUGUAGUCGGGGGUGCAGCUGAGUCCCUGAGCUCCAUGCCUGGCAAGAAUGUGGUCACCCUGCGGAACCGCAAGGGCUUUGUGAAACUGGCUCUGCGCCACGGAGCCGACCUGGUUCCUAUUUACUCCUUUGGGGAGAAUGAGGUAUACAAGCAGGUGAUCUUCCAGGAGGGCUCCUGGGGCCGAUGGGUCCAGAAGAAGUUCCAGAAGUACAUCGGCUUUGCUCCGUGUGUCUUCCAUGGCCGAGGCCUCUUCUCCUCUGACACCUGGGGGCUGUUGCCCUACUCCAAGCCCAUCACCACUGUUGUGGGUGAGCCCAUCACCAUCCCCAAGCUGGAGCACCCGACCCAGCAGGACAUCGACCUGUACCACGCUAUGUACAUGGAGGCCCUGGUAAAGCUCUUCGACAAACACAAGACCAAGUUCGGCCUCCCGGAGACCGAGGUCCUGGAGGUGAACUGAGCCAGCCCUCGGGGCCAGCUCCCAGAAGGAAGCAGCUGCAAUUCAUUUUCUACCAAGUUCUCCCAGUGCUUUUUGUUCUGUAAAUUUGGAAGUGUCAUGGGUGUCUGUGGGUUAUUUAAAAGAAAAUUAUAAUACUUUUGUUAAACCAUUACAAUGUUAGGUCUUUUUUAAGAAGGAAAAAGUUAAUAUUUCAAGCUUUUUCACUUCUAGUUUGUCCUGUUCUAGGUGGUGGCUAACGCAUCUGGGCCUUUAUGGUUUCUCAACAACCCCUCUUCUUCCCUUCUCAAAAUGUCAGAGCAAUCUCAGUCCUGCUUAAUUGGGGAAGAAGGACAGCUAUUUGUGACUGAGGCCAGUUAGAUUAUUUGCUUGUUGUCGCUGAGGAUGAAAGGCAGAAGCCACUUCUGAUGUAAACGCUUCUAUUCCCACUACCCCACAUUUGACUGCAGGACUAGUCCCUCUUGCCCAGGGGAAGGGUCAGAGGGCACAGUUGUCCCAAGUUUGUGAGUGCAGUGGUGAGCAUCUGGAAUGCUCCAGCCCUAUUCUCCUUUCUGCCACUCUUAGCUCACCCAAGUCUCUCAAAUCUGAGCUUGGACUGGCCUCCAGGACAAGGAUGGGGUGGCAGUGAUACCAUUCAGGGAAACAGGACUGACCCAGGUGCACCAUCUCUUGGGUCAUCCGGACACCAUGUUCUAUUGGAGAAACUGGUUUUCCUCAGGAAGCUGAUGGCAUGGACUCAGUGAAGACUCAGCCUUGGCCAGAAUCACAUACUUCCCAGUGGCCUCGGUUUGCCUAACCCACACCUUCAAGUCUGGGUGUGAGGAAGGGGUCCCUCUUCUGUUCACAGAGGUGCCUGGCCUUCUGAGCAGCAGACUGGUUCCAGGACAGGAGACCCCCAAGCCCAAGCCUCACAUAUUUGUGCCUUUCUGAGGGGGUUGGGGCCAAGGAGGAAACUUAGCCCCUCUGUGUGUUCUGUUUUCUCUUGAUGAGAUCAUUGUACCAUGUCAAUAUUUUGUAUAUUCCUAGACAAAUAAAUGAGAAUCCUCUAUGAGUUA